Ostrea edulis (European flat oyster) is the source of this 715-nucleotide messenger RNA. RefSeq lists its product as uncharacterized. Lineage: Eukaryota; Metazoa; Mollusca; Bivalvia; Ostreida; Ostreidae. The record is from RefSeq and is a predicted model, not a curated record. The transcript is spliced from 2 exons. Bases 80 to 430 code for a protein of 116 amino acids.
UUAGUUUAAAAGUAAAUGUUUAACGGGUAGUUCAUUGAUUUUGUCAGUAUCACUGUGUAUAUAGUGUUGAUUAAAGAACAUGGCGACGAAAUAUACAUUACUUUCCUGGUUUCUUGUGAUCAUUGUGCAAUAUGACAUCGUUUUAGCAUCCAAGAGUUGUAACUGUUCCUGCAAUUCUGGGGGGAUCGAUUUUGACGACCUGGAUCCUGUUACUCAAGAAAAGGUGAACAACAUCUCUAAAGAGUUGAAGGUUGAUACACGGAACACAAGUUCUCACACUCGCACUCUCGUAUCUGUAUCGGAUCCCCGCCCGUCAGCCCAGGCAGCUGGAUACAUAGGAAUUCUCAUACUUACCAUCGUGUUUGGAUCCCUUGUCUUACUGGAUUUGACUCGUGUUUGUGUUAAACCAGAAACAAAGUAUAUGGACUGACAUUCUUUAAGCCCCGAUGAAUUAUUGUCAAGGAAUGGGGAUUUUUAUAGAUAUGAAUGGGACCCUUCUUCUGUCGUAUGUUCCUGUUUAAAUGUGUACUAAUAUUGUAAUGUCUAUAUCUUAAAUAGUUCAUUCAGAUUAAAUGUUUUCCCACACUUAGGAAUGUGCUCUAUCAGCGAAAGCUAUAUAUUUAGUAUUAAGUCAGUAAUUGAUGUUGACAGCCUCAGCCACGCGGUUUGUGAAAUUGCUUAGUUAUGUAGUUUAGAAUUAAAGAGUUGAAUUGGA